Styela clava is the source of this 899-nucleotide messenger RNA. RefSeq names its product EF-hand calcium-binding domain-containing protein 9-like. Gene Ontology annotation, biological process: flagellated sperm motility. The record is from RefSeq and is a predicted model, not a curated record. NCBI's taxonomy places the organism in Eukaryota, Metazoa, Chordata, Ascidiacea, Stolidobranchia, Styelidae. Gene Ontology annotation, cellular component: sperm principal piece; cytoplasm. Gene Ontology annotation, molecular function: calcium ion sensor activity; calcium ion binding.
UUCAUCUACUUAUCUGAGCCAUAAAGUUUCGAAAAUGAAAAUAAAAUCUCAAGUUCUGAAUUUUAUCCAUCUGGAUCGUUCAUUCAGUUUGUUAACAGUGAAAAACACCCGACUGGUUCUAGCCUAUUUCAAUGCUCUCGAUGUUCACGGACACGGGAAAUUAAAUGACAUUCAGUUCUAUCAGUUUAUGAAGAAAGUGACAAAUCUUAACAAACAACAAAUAUUUCUGGUUCUGGAUAUGCUCGAUCAAACCGCCACCGGGUAUAUUCGGUUUCAAGAGUUCUACCUACUUGCUUGCAUUCUCAUAUCUCUGAAGGAUCGCGUUGAAAAGCAAUUCAUAUUCCGGCAUUCAAAAUUAGUAUUUGAAAUGAUGGACGAAGAUGGCGGUGGCACAAUAUCAGCUGAUGAAUUUGGACACUAUGGAUUUUUGUUCAAUCUUAAAGAUCAUUCAGUGCGCGAUAUUUUUUUCGAAUUUGAUGUGUCAGGAGACGAGGAACUUGAUUACAAAGAAUUCAAGAUGUUUGCAAUGGCUUGUAUUGAUAAACAACGUGAAUUAGAUGAAAAGAAAAAAGAACGAAUGAUGCGUGGAAUUGGUGGAUUGGAUUCAGAAGCUGAUUUUGAUUGAAAAUAUUAUAUUAAAUGCACGUUGACCUAUUUUCAGCCUAAAAUUAUGGAAUAUUGACAGUGGACUGCUAUUCAACCAUGAGGCCCCAUGUAAUAAAAGCGGAAAUAGAUUCAUUGCUUGCAAUUUAAUGAAGAAGCUAUAGAAGACCAGUAAAAAUGAACUCUUCUCUCUUAUUGUCUAUCUGUGCCCAAUUAAGUAAGUGUUUUCCCCAAGAAACUGUUUUGUUUCAAGACGUUUAUACUUUUAUCUGAAAUAUAAAUUACACUAAACUGAA